AUGACCCUUCUCGCCCGCCCCUUCCUCCGCCUCCCAUUCUCAACAAGCUCAGCAACACAAAGCAUCAUCAAAUACUUGAUUGCGGCAGUUGCAGCCUCAGGCAUUAGGCACGUAAUGGACCCUGACACCUGGAUAUACACUCUAAGUCACCCCCUUAGCACGGGGGCUCAUAACCACUUGAUCCUCAGGCAUCAGGCACUCAAAUCUCACUCAUUGACAACCACAAAAAUCAUGGAGCAACUCCCCCACCUCCCCGCCAUCGAACGCCUCAGUCCUCGCGUCAUAAGAAUCUUAGGCGGCAAUCCCAGCAAAUUCACCCUCCAAGGCACAAACACAUACCUCCUCGGCACCGGACCCAAACGUCUACUCCUCGACACAGCCGAGGGCAAAAACAUCUGGAAAACCUCUUUACAGAAAGUCUUGAAAGAGGAAAAUGCUAGUAUCGAGAAGGUGAUUCUUACGCAUUGGCAUCCGGAUCACGUUGGUGGAGUGGAAGACGUGAAGGAAAUUUGUAGCGGUGGCGGCGGCGGUAGCGGGAAUGGGAAUGUGAAGAUUUACAAAAAUCAAAGGAAACCCGGACGGAAAGACGAAGUGGAUUUUCAAAAUGGAGAGGUUUUUGAAGUUGAAGGGGCGAGGAUUCACGCGUUGCAUUCUCCGGGACAUACGGUUGAUCAUAUGGCUUUUUUUCUGGAAGAGGAGGAUGCGAUGUUUACGGGGGAUAAUGUUUUGGGGCAUGGGACGGCGGUUUUUGAGGAUCUUGGGAUGUAUGUUGAGUCGUUGAGGGUUAUGGAGAGGGCGUUCAAGGGGAGGGCGUAUCCGGCGCAUGGAGAUGUUGUUGAGGAUGGGCCUGGGAAGGUGAGGGAGUAUCUCGAGCAUCGGAGAAUGAGGGAGGAGGAGGUGCUGGAGACGCUGAAGGGGGAGAAACCCGGGGAGACGGAGGGUUGGACGAGUAUGGAGUUGGUGAAGGUGAUUUAUAGGAAGUAUCCGGAGAAUCUUUGGGGGCCGGCGGAGGGUGGGGUUAAGCAGGUUCUUGCUAAGUUGGAGGGGGAGGGGAAGGUUGUGAAGUUUCGGGAUGGGAGUUGGGGGUUGGUUGCUGGGAAGGCGGCGUUGUGAGGAUGCAUUCCAUUCUGCAUUGGUUAUGCGGUAUCAGCAGUGUAGCCAGCUGCGCUGAUAUGAGAAGUAUGAUGUCCCUUCUUU
Messenger RNA from Pseudocercospora fijiensis CIRAD86, 1197 nucleotides. RefSeq lists its product as uncharacterized. Gene Ontology annotation, biological process: secondary metabolite biosynthetic process. The transcript has 5 exons. Bases 1 to 1113 code for a protein of 370 amino acids. The record is from RefSeq and is a predicted model, not a curated record. Lineage: Eukaryota; Fungi; Ascomycota; Dothideomycetes; Mycosphaerellales; Mycosphaerellaceae.